Molecule: messenger RNA, 1037 nt
Organism: Notolabrus celidotus (New Zealand spotty)
Lineage: Eukaryota; Metazoa; Chordata; Actinopteri; Labriformes; Labridae
Product: rano class II histocompatibility antigen, A beta chain-like
Exons: 5
Coding region: 1-732 (243 amino acids)
Biological process (GO): peptide antigen assembly with MHC class II protein complex; immunoglobulin production involved in immunoglobulin-mediated immune response; immune response
Cellular component (GO): membrane; MHC class II protein complex
Molecular function (GO): MHC class II protein complex binding
Source: RefSeq, a predicted model, not a curated record
AUGAACAUGUGUAACUUCUUUUUGCUGCCGUGUCUCCUGCUAUUUUCCAGAGCAGAGGCGUCUCUCUUUGGAUCUGGCUUGUUUCAAUGUCACUUUACCUCAUCUGGUGACGUUCUUUAUUUGGCGAAAAUCUUCUUCAAUAAGGUGCUUUGGGCCGACUACAACAGCACUUUGGGGAAAUAUACCGGCUAUACUGAAAAGGCAAUAGAAUUUGCCAAUGACUUCAACAAAAACCCUGCUUUUAUGAAACAAGAAAAAAAGAAUUUAGAGAUUUGCAAGUCUCAUGUGUGUUUGUUCUUUACAGUCAUCGAGCCCUCGGUCAAGCUGAGGUCAGUCGAGGCUUUGGGCAGCAGACACCCGAGCAUGCUCAUCUGCAGCGUGUACAACUUCUACCCCAAACAAAUCCGACUGAGAUGGCUGAGAAACGGAAAAGAGGUGACAUCUGAUGUGACAUCCACUGAUGAACUGCCCAAUGGGAACUGGCUUUAUCAGAUGCACUCUCAACUGGAGCUGACGCACUCAUUUGGAGACAAAAUCGCCUGUCAGGUGGAGCACGCCAGCUUUGUGAAGCCAAAGAUCUAUGACUGGGAUCCGAUAUCUGAGGCUGAGAGAAACAAGAUUGCUGUGGGCACAGCUGCGCUUCUGCUGGGCCUUGUCUUCUUUGGUGUUGGGCUGAUUUACUACAUAAAGAAAAAAAACGGGCUGCAGUUGGUGCCAACCUCCACUGAAUGAAUAACCUACAAGUUGUUUCUGUGUAGGAAACUGCACUCAGUUCUCCAUGUGCAGUACAGCUUUACACUGUGCUUUGGGACGCUUGUGUGAUGUCACUUUCUGGUGUGUUUAGUCUGGUCUUAUUGAUCAUUUCAGCGAGCUUGUUUUCAAUGAAACAACAAAAUUAAAAUUUAAAAUGAAUCAAGUUUGUCUCAAAAGCUUGGAAAAGAAGUUAAGACUUUGAAUUGUGUUAACUUACAAUUAGAUCAGAGUGUCUACGUGAAGUAUCUAUCAGUGAUUUAUAAUUUUGUUGUGGAGAAUGAAGG